This is a messenger RNA of Phoenix dactylifera (date palm), 956 nucleotides long. NCBI's taxonomy places the organism in Eukaryota, Viridiplantae, Streptophyta, Magnoliopsida, Arecales, Arecaceae. The record is from RefSeq and is a predicted model, not a curated record.
AUGGAGACGGCGGCGGCGGAGAUGACACUAGUAACUCCUAAACGGAGAGGAAGGGGGUCGUUCUUGUACCAGAAGAGCUAUAUGUACAGUGAUCAGCCAGAUAUUGAGACCGCCUUAGAAGACAAUUCUCGGUUGGAGAAUGAAACAGAGGCUCGUGGACAUUCUCCGGGAUGAAAAGAAAAAGAAGGUGAUUGCGAUCUUUACUUUGCUCUCAGCAAGAUUGGUACCAGCCAUGUUCUUGUUCUGUAUGAUUUUCCCCCUAGUACUCGAACAAUGGACUUAGAGAAGCUCUUCGAGAAAUUUAAAGAUCGCGGGGUGCUAUACGCUGGUAAUGAUACCGUUGCACUUGCAGUCUUUCGAACACCUGCUAUUGCAUAUGAGGCCCAGAGGAACCUUAAUUGGCCAUUCAAAGUCCGUUCACUUUUGGAGGAUGACAGCCUGCUGACCCAGCUCACCACCAAAGAGUUGGAACCUCCUUAUCCACGGCCGAAAACAUCAGCAAGAACAGCUGAGAGGUUGAUUGCUCAAGGUAUGGGAAUAAAACCCCCCACAAAAUUCGGGUCUGAUGAGCUGAGAAAGCAGGAGGAAGCAAGAAAGAAUCGUAUACAUGCUCGUCAAACCUUGCGUGAUGAUUCAUGGGGUUCUGACAACCCAUAGUGCUCUUUAUUAUGUAUCAUGCUCAGCUGCUGCAGCGUUGCAGGCAACAUCAUGUGGCUCUUGGAGGGAAAUCAUUGCUGGAGUCAUCUAAUCACCGUCGGGUGGUUUUAUCCAUUUAAUUGAUUUACGGUGAGCAAUAUUGGUGGAAGAUGUAUGUGCAGGGGACAAGUUUCUAUUGCGUUACUCUUCAUCAUUUAUGCUGAACUAAGGAAACUACUCUAUAGUGACAAGUGCUUUCAUUCUUGCCCCCCUUUUAUCAUGAUAAUGAGGUAUGAAAAGAAUUUUUAUAAUUUUUCUAA